Messenger RNA from Athene cunicularia (burrowing owl), 1799 nucleotides. It is a transcript of the gene ZP1, whose product is annotated as zona pellucida glycoprotein 1. The annotation marks the transcript as partial. Gene Ontology annotation, molecular function: acrosin binding; structural constituent of egg coat. Gene Ontology annotation, biological process: binding of sperm to zona pellucida; prevention of polyspermy. Lineage: Eukaryota; Metazoa; Chordata; Aves; Strigiformes; Strigidae. The record is from RefSeq and is a predicted model, not a curated record. The transcript has 9 exons. Gene Ontology annotation, cellular component: egg coat.
CAACCUGGGCUGCUUCGCCCAGGCGUUCAGAACCAAAACCAACCUGGGCUCCUUCGCCCAGGCGUUCAGAACCAAAACCAGCCUGGGCUCCUUCGCCCAGGGGUUCAGAACCAAAACCAGCCUGGGCUCCUUCGCCCAGGGGUUCAAAGACAAAACCAGCCUGGGCUCCUUCGCCCAGGGGUUCAGAACCAAAACCAACCCGGGCUUCUUCGCCCGGGGCUUCAGAGCCAAAACCAGCCUGGGCUAGUGCACCCUGGAGCUCAGCCCCAACCAGGUCUUCUUCGUCCAGGCUUUGUGUCCCAGAACCAGCCUGGUCUGGUCUCCCACAACGCCCAGUCUGGUUUAAUGCAUGCUGGUGCUCAGACUCAAGGAGGGUUUGUACACUCGGGAGCUCAGCCUCAAAUCCAGCCAGGCUCAGCUCAUCCCAACCUUCAGACCCACUCUCAGGCUGGGCUCCUCCGCCCUGGGCUCCAGAGCCAAGCUGGGCUGGUACAUCCCAGCCAUUCCCAACCGGCUUUAGCACACCCGGGACUCCAAUCCCGACCGGGUUUAGUACGCCCUGGACUUCAGGCUCAGCCCCAGCCGGGUCUGGUGCGUCCAGGCCUGCAACCCCAAGCCCAGCCUGGCUUGCUUCGUCCUGGGCUUCAAUCCCAGCCCAGCCUACUGCAAUCCACAACCCUUUUCUACUCCUCGGCAGGGGCAGGUAUCCAGUUGACACGGGAGCAGUGCCAAGUGGCUGUGGGGAGGAUUCCCUGCGUGGCCCCGCAGGGCCAGGAGGCCUGCCUGCAAGCGGGCUGCUGCUACGAUGACAUGGACCGUGUGGCCCCCUGUUACUAUGGCAACACUGCCACUGUGCAGUGUCUGUUGGACGGGCACUUCGUGGUGGUGGUGCCGCGGGGCAUCGUCACCCAGCCCUACAACCUGGACAGCGUGCGCCUUGCCAGCGGCCAGGCCGGCUGCGAGCCCCACAGGGUGACAGAAACCUUCGUCAUGUUCCACUUCCCUGUCACGCAGUGUGGCACCACUGUCCAGGUGAUCGAGGACCGGCUGAUCUAUGAGAACCAGCUGAUCUCCACCAUCGAUGUCCAAGGGUCUCCCCGCGGCUCCGUCACACGUGACAGCAUCUACAUCCUCCAGGCUCGCUGCAUCUACAAUGCCAGCGACCUCUUGCCACUUCGCAUGGAGGUGGCCGUGCCCCCCACAGCCACCCCCUUGGCCAUGCCGGGGCCCCUGGAGAUCCAACUGCGCAUUGCCACUGAUGAAAACUACAGCUCCUACCACCCCGAGGGCGACUAUCCCUUGGUGCGGGUGCUGCGGGACCCCAUCUACGUGGAGGUUCGGCUCCUACAUAAAACGGACCCCAAUUUGGUGCUGGUCCUGCACCACUGCUGGGCCUCCCCCAGCACCGAGGCUGCAGCUGAGCCCCAGUGGCCCAUCCUGGUAGACGGGUGCCCCUUCACAGGGGACAACUACAGGACCCAGCUUGUGCCCAUGGGACCGGCCUCGCCGCAGCUGCCGUUCCCGAGCCACUACCAGCGCUUCGUCAUCUCCACCUUCACCUUUGUGGAGCCGCCCUCCAUGGCAGUGCUGGAGGGAGAGGUUUAUAUUUCCUGCAGCGCUUCUGUGUGCCACCUUGCCCAGCCUGAGCCCUGCCGGCCCUCCUGCCAGCUGGAAGCGCCCUCACGAGCACGUCGGUCUCCGAGGGACAGGACAGGUGAAACUGUGGGCACUGUCACCUCCCAGGGACACAUCAUCUUCCCGAAGGUCCCCAAGCUGCAGCGAGGCUGAGCCCAAAGGCG